Messenger RNA from Arthroderma uncinatum, 759 nucleotides. RefSeq lists its product as uncharacterized. Lineage: Eukaryota; Fungi; Ascomycota; Eurotiomycetes; Onygenales; Arthrodermataceae. The record is from RefSeq and is a predicted model, not a curated record. The transcript has 3 exons. Bases 1 to 759 code for a protein of 252 amino acids.
AUGUCUACGCAGGAGCACCCCCACCCCUCUAAGGCCGAUGCCUUCCGUGAUAUCCAGGAAGAAGAGGCAGUACCAAAACGAGGAGUAGACGCCGAAGCGGAAGGCGGAGACAAAACGCCCCCUAGGCGUCCACUUUCACUUUCAGUAUCCGGGUCCGGAGCCAUUUACCGUCCCGCAGUCCUUGCCCUGCAAGCAAUUGUUAAUUCCCUCGACCUCAAGAAAGAAAUUCAACCCGAAGAGCUGAAAGCAGUUGUGGAUAAGUUUUCCCCUGAGGAGGUGAUUCGACUGCAAGCGAUCACAUGGCAGUUUGGCACGGAUCCCGCCCUAGUUGAACCUCCUGAAGCCCUCAACUUGUUUAUGUCUAAACCUGCAGCUGAGAGUAGAGAAAGAAUACUGUAUCUCGAGGGAGCCAGGAAGAGUUGGAGAGUCAUGUCUAAACAUGAAGAGACAGGCCGAGAGUUCGUUUAUAAAGCUGAUAACAUCAGAGAUAGGGCGAUACAGCUGAUCAGAGACCUUGGCAAGAGUGAAGGCUGCAAGGCCCAAUCGAUGCCGCUACCGCUGCAGCCAACCCCGAAGGCGGAGGAACCAUUUCAGCGUACCAGCGUCUUGCAGAGCGACACGGUAGAUGGACCGGACACCCGCAUGCAGGAAUAUCAGGACUUUCUGGUAUCUGAGGAGAUAGACUCUGGAAAACAGCUUGCUAUUGCUAAGCAGGAGCUGUAUGUCCCCAUCAAGUAUCUCUUCACGGUGCAAUACUGA